This is a messenger RNA of Closterium sp. Naga37s-1, 1785 nucleotides long. The record is from the annotation of a GenBank genome assembly. Lineage: Eukaryota; Viridiplantae; Streptophyta; Zygnematophyceae; Desmidiales; Closteriaceae.
AUGGCUCCCGAGGUUGUCUCUAGCGAGUACGACUUCGCGGCGGACGUGUGGUCUCUCGGCGUGGUUCUUUACAUUCUGCUCUGCGGCGCGCCGCCUUUUGGCGGGAAGGACGACGCGCAGAUCAUGCGCUCCAUCUGUCACGACGAGCCGGAUUUCUCCUCGCCCGCGUGGCAGAGCGUGUCGGUGGAAGCGAAGCUGUUCGUCCGGUGCCUGUUAGUUAAAGACCCCUCGCGCCGCCCUCCGGCGUACAAGCUCCUGGCGCACCCGUGGAUCCUCGUGCACACGCGCGGCGGGCGGAUCGUACGGCGGAAGGUGUUCGCGAUGAACGGACGGCCGGGAAGGGCGGGCGCCAUGAGCACCGCGGUGACCGGCGCCGGGUUUGCGUCGCCGCUGCGACCGCGAACUGGGCCUCACGCGGGGUUCGCGGUGGGAACGCCGGUGCGGUCGUGCGGGUCGACGAGCGUCGCCGCUGCGCUGCUGUCUCCCUUAGCGAUUGCUGUCCCUGUGACGCCAGCGAUGACGCCAGCGAUGACGCCAGCAAUGGCGCCGCUCCUGUCCCCACAGAUCGGAGUAACGCCGAUCCUGGGGCGAAUCGCGGCGAUGCGCGUGGGCGGGUCGCCGUCGCCGCUCUCCGCGCCGUCAGUUCCGCCGUCGCCUGCGGGGCACGCGCAGUGGGUUGCGCCGUCGCCCGUGUUUGGAUCUCCACUGGGAGGAGGGGGCAAUGCGGUGGUGGUGGAUCUCACGCCCAUAUCUCCCUGCCUGGCUCUCGCUCGAAAGCCCAUCGCUCUCUCAGCAGCUCGGAAGCUCCUCACUCCAUCCAGCACCCUCGCCCCGCCUACUCUCACCCACCCCUCUCCACCGCUCUCCGCCCCUCGAGCCUCACUCCCCACCCAGCCCACUUCCGGAGAAUUCCAGCUUCCGCCAGCCGCGUUUCCUGCUGCUGCUGCUGCUGCUGCUGCUACCUCCGCUCUUCCUGCCGCUUCUCUCUCUGCUAUUUCAGCUGCCUGCGACACUUCAGUUUCCUCCUGUGCAUCUGCGUCCGCCUCUCAAUCCUCCUCAUCCUCUACAGUCCCCUAUGCUGCUCCUUCUGCUCCUACUGCACAUCUGCCCAAGGCGACUUUGCCUCCCUCAGUGCCUGCUCUGACGCCCAUUACACCCGAUGCAACCCCCGUGCUCGGCCCUUCUCAUCCCAACACAGAGCCAAGCCCGCUGACUGCCCCGCUACCACUCGUAGCACCAACGGCGGCGAAAACACAGCUGCAGAACAACAACCUGAAGGCGUGUGGUAACUUUGUUACAGCAGCGUAUGCCAGCACGACGAUGACGCUCGGAAAUGGACAUGCCGAUGAUAGCUGGGGGUCGGUUGGGUGUGCUGCUGGGUUUGCUCCGGCUUCUGCUGCCCCGUUGAGGGACGAGAAAGAGAAGGAGGAAGAGGAGGGAGACGAGGAGGAAGGGGAGGAUGACGAGGAGGAGGAAGAGGAGGAGAGUAGAGCAACCGGGGGAGGCAGGGAAGGGGGCCGAGAGGAAUCGUCUGAUAUACGGGAGGAGGAGGAGGAGGAGGAGGAGGAGGAGGAGGAGGAGGAGGAGGAGGAGGAGGAGGAGGAGGAGGAGGAGGAGGAGGAGGAGGAGGAGGAGGAGGAGGAGGAGGAGGAGGUGGUGGUGGUGGAGGUGGAAGAGGAGGAGGAGCAGGAUGGGGAGAAGGAGGAGGAAAAGGAGGAGGAGAAUGGAGGGGCAGUGCUGCGGGAAGGGAAGAGAGACAAUGGGGAGUUGUACCGUUCAGAAUAG